CUGCUGCGCACAAGCUUGUGGCAGAUCUUUGCCUCUGCAGACCUCAAUCCAUGUGAAAUUGACUUACCCACUAUCAUGCAUGCAACUUCGUGCAUGUCGUCAGCAUGCUAUUCACUCUACUCUUGUGGCCUCUAUUUUUGCUGUCGGUGCAGGCUGCCUUUGUGCGCCGUUGGGAAUGCGGUCCUUCGGAUCAAAGUCUGAAUGAUCCUAUUUUCCGGCAGUUGACUUUGGAUGGUGCUUUCAAGUCGACGGACAAUACGACAACGUUGAAUUUGCAGCUAACCGGGCAAUUUACGUCUCGUUCUUGUGACAGUCUCGAUGGAUCCUCGGCGCAGAUGGUUGUCGAUGCUAGAGUGCUGGGCCGUUCCGUAGGCUAUCAGGGGCGGACUAUGGGCACUUGUGUGGAAAACCUCUAUCGUGACCAUUCAAGGACGGGCCUGCGGGAUUAUGCGAUCUACCAAACUUCUUAUUAUUUCAACCAUACGUAUGCCCUCCACACCUUGGAUACCACCAUCCGUCUCCGAUUAGAUGGCAGCGAGAUUACUUGUGUCGCUGCUCAUAUAACACCAUAUAUCGGCUCGACGGCAUCUGUUCUCCUCAAAGCCGUUCCGUUUAUUAUUAUGGUUCUAUUUGGCCUAGCCACGGGCCCAUUGAAGAUCUGUCGUAGGAAUGGACGAAGCAUGUUUCGGUACGAGUUGGACGACUCGUCGAACGACCCAGCGCAGUCGCAUGUUCAAGGACUGGGUGACUGCUUACAAUACCUUCAAUUUAUCUUUCUGAGCGGCUCCCUGACACUCGCGUACCCUGGCUUCUACCAAGCGAUCGUCAGCCAACUGGCCUGGUCGUCGCUCAUCUUCAAGAAUUGGCCUGUCACGCAUCAGUUCGCCUACCCUGGUGUCAUGGGUGGUUUUUACUCAACCAAUUCAACCUGGGGACUGGAGGAGAUGAGCCAGGUAUUAGGUGGGACUACUUUGAGCGAUCUCUGGGUUAAUGCCAUUGUCAACCUCAUCCUGGUAAUCCUCGGGACAGCAGUGAUCAUGCAAAUCCCGUUCCUCAGCGAAUGGAUACCCAGGAGUUUUCGAACACGACAAUCAGCUGCAUUGUUAGAUUUUCGGACAGAAUCGUUGACCCAGUUCCAACGGACUGGAUGGAGCGUGAUCCGAACUGUGCUCGAUCGCUUUCUCCUUCCGAUAGUCGCAUAUUCCUCGUUCCAGCCAAUGCUGGCAUCGUGGUUUCCGGUGUAUUGGACGUUUAUGGCGGUCUCGUUUGUCGGCUUUCUUGCCGUGUCACUGGGAUUUACUGUCUGGUACUUGGCCAAGAAUGACAGACAGAGUGCCUUCUUUCGGCAUACAUCCUUCCCGCGACGUCAAUCUCGAGAUUGGUUCUCAAGUGCGUUAUACGGUGUUCCUAUCAUAAGGGGCGUGGCUAUCGGAGGGUUGCAACACUCCGGGCUAAGCCAGAUCAUCGUUCUCAUAGCCUGCGAGGUUCUAAUCCUUGGCUACAUGCUAUGGAAUUGCCGGCAUGGGCCAGUGUGGAGACAUACAUGCUUCUCUGUCGCGAGGCUGGCCAGCAUCGCCAUGAUCUGUGGAUUUAUUCCCAACGCGGCCGUGAGCGAGAGGAGCAAAGGACUCCUGGCAUACAGCAUUCUCCUUGUGCAUGCUGGUGUGUUGUUGCUCGGGUUUCUGGGUCCUUGCCUGGUUGAUGUGGCCAGAUUCUCCCUGCAGGAGAUGGGACUCAUCAAGUCUCCUGCGGAUGACGUUGCACCGUCAAACCGAGCACCGGUCUUUGGCAUCGGCCAACUCUCACACCGGUCGACGAGAAACAUCUCCUUCACGGAGCUUCCCGCGCUCCGCCCUGCAGCAUACACCGAUCGAACAGGAGUCUACGCGCCAGACCCCUAUCCAUCGUUCUUUCGUCCUCCCCGGCCUGGAACCCCCGGCUCCUCAUCCCGUAGCCUGGCCCCUUCCAAACUCCCAUCCCAGAGUGGAAGUGAAUCCGGUGAAUCGACAGAAUCAAGCAUGGACUCGGUGGAUCUGAGUGUCCUCGACAGCGAAAUAGGAACCGAGAGGAGCGAUGUGGAUUAUUCGAAACGCGAGGCGGAUCAAUAUUACGGUCGGCCGAUGGUUGCCCGGAGGCCUGCUGAUCCCGAGCGGGCGGAUGAGCAUCCGGCUUCGGCGGGAAGUUGGAGAUGGCAUCGACAGUCGAAGACGAAGGGGUUUGAGGUUUUGCGGCCGGGACGUCGUGGGUUGUGAUUUCAGCAAUAUAUGAAUGAAUUUAACCCCCUAGCUGCACUAGUUGAUUCCACACCGGUCGAACUAGAUACAGGUCUAGGCACCAGAAGCAACUCUACCUCAAAAGACCCCUACGAAUAACCUGUCCAUCUGAAUGAUAGAUGACCGAUAGGGCGAUUGGGAAA
Messenger RNA from Aspergillus ibericus CBS 121593, 2416 nucleotides. RefSeq lists its product as uncharacterized. The transcript has 4 exons. Gene Ontology annotation, biological process: transmembrane transport. The record is from RefSeq and is a predicted model, not a curated record. Lineage: Eukaryota; Fungi; Ascomycota; Eurotiomycetes; Eurotiales; Aspergillaceae. The coding region runs from base 105 to 2252 and encodes 715 amino acids.